Messenger RNA from Serendipita indica DSM 11827, 912 nucleotides. The record is from the annotation of a GenBank genome assembly. NCBI's taxonomy places the organism in Eukaryota, Fungi, Basidiomycota, Agaricomycetes, Sebacinales, Serendipitaceae.
AUGGAACACCAACAACACGAUGAAAUCAAACAGAUUACUCUCUACGAUGUUGCAUCUGGUCUGAAGCCACAAGCAUCUUCCCCCAGCACUUGGCGAGCAAGAUAUAUUCUCAACUAUAAACGCUUGCCCUACAAGACUGUCUACGUCUCCUAUCCCGACAUUGAUGCCCUAUGGAUUCGUCUCGGACUUUCGCCAAUGGAUCAAGGUCCAAAUAGACCAAAGACGUUUCUCCCAGUCAUCUCUGUUCCGUCUGAAGACGGCGGACCUCCAAGCGUCAUUGCUGACUCUAUCAAUAUAGCCAUUUUUCUAGACGCCGAGUAUCCAGACACACCUCGCGUCUUACCACCAAACACGCGCGCGUUGCAAAUCGCAUUUGCGCAAAACGUUGUCAUUUCUACUCUCGCACCUGCAAUAUUCCCAUUCAUCCUCCCACGUAUGCCAGCGACCCUCGACCCGCGGGGUGCAGAGUACUACAAGUCUACACGCGAAAAGUGGUUCAACAUUCAACUAGACGAAUACUAUCCACGCUCACCUGAAGCGUUUCAAGCCCAGCUCGACAAGAUACACGGAGUUCUCGACGUAAUUAACCGCUUCCUCGAAUAUAAUCGUCAGGAGGGAAUGACGGUGAAAGUGGAUGGUGCUACUUCAGCGAUGGAGGCGCAAAAUGAAUGGGUCAUGGGAUCCUUUGGCCCUACAUUUGCAGAUUUUGGUAUCGGCGCGUUGCUCCUUUGGGUGAGGAUCGUUUGCAGGGACGAGAAUGAGACCGAAGCUACAAGUGGUGGUACCGGAGAAUCUGUAGCCGUGCGAAUUGGAGCUGGAAAGAACGAGGUGUGGGAGAAGAUUGCGACUUGGCAUGGCGGCAGAUGGGCUCGUCUCACACAAGCACUUGAGCAGUGGAAAACGGUUGAUUAA